Messenger RNA from Mytilus trossulus (common blue mussel), 879 nucleotides. Its product is annotated as E3 ubiquitin-protein ligase MIB2-like. Lineage: Eukaryota; Metazoa; Mollusca; Bivalvia; Mytilida; Mytilidae. The record is from RefSeq and is a predicted model, not a curated record. Gene Ontology annotation, molecular function: protein binding. Bases 1 to 879 code for a protein of 292 amino acids. The transcript is spliced from 9 exons.
AUGCCUAAGUUUGCCUGGAACCAAAUACCAAGGUUUUCUAGUCAGAUAAGAGGGAAGGGUAGAUGGAAAUUAAAUAACAGUCUUUUGAGGGGAACUGAAUUUAUUGAGAAAGUAAAAGGGGACAUCAAAACUGUCAUUGAAGAAUAUGAGUCUGAUCCAUCUAUGGAUAUUGAGUCAGAGGAUAAACAGUUUAAUAUAAGCUAUCAGCUUUUAUGGGAUAUGAUUAAGAUGAAAGUCCGCGGAUCUGCAAGUCAAUGUGCUGGACCUAAGUGUAAUGUUGACAAAACUGAGGCCAUAUGGAUUGGGUCAAAACAGGAGUUUUAUGGUAUUUUAAGUGCUAUUCAAAAUAGUUGGAAAAGUAGGAUAGAAGGUACAUGUAGUUCUAAACUUGAUAAUAUAAUGAAUGGUAACACUGCACUUCACAUUGCUGUAAAUGAGGGAGAGACAGGAUACAUCAAGUUUCUGAUUAAAGCCGGUAUUGAUAUGAAUAUACAGAAUCAGUAUGGUAAAACUGCACUUCACAAAGUUGUAGAGAUUAGAAGUACAGAAAUCGUCAAGUCGCUGUUUUAUGGUGGUAAUGAUCUCAAUAUACUUAAACAUUUUGAUAACACUGCACUUCACAAUGCUGCACUUAACAGAAACACAGAAAUCGUCAAGUUGCUGAUUGGUGGAGGUAUUGAUCUCAAUAUACCUGGACAGACUCACUGCCACCUACAUGCCACUGCUCUUCACAUUGCUGUAGAGAACGGAAACACAGAAAACGUCAAGUUGUUGAUUGACGCUGGUAUUGAUCUCAAUAUACAGACACAGCCUUUGUAUGAGGUUGAUACAUGGUUAUAUCAGGAGCAGCAUAUUGACAGUGGACAAGGCCAAGCUUGA